This is a messenger RNA of Ooceraea biroi (clonal raider ant), 5146 nucleotides long. It is a transcript of the gene Teh2, whose product is annotated as tipE homolog 2 phospholipid transfer protein. Lineage: Eukaryota; Metazoa; Arthropoda; Insecta; Hymenoptera; Formicidae. Gene Ontology annotation, biological process: regulation of sodium ion transport. Gene Ontology annotation, cellular component: plasma membrane. The record is from RefSeq and is a predicted model, not a curated record. Gene Ontology annotation, molecular function: sodium channel regulator activity.
UCAGCACGGUUCUCUCGUUGAGAAGAUAAUCGCUCAAGAGUGGAGUUUUUACUCUAAUUUGGCGUCUUUUCAUACGUGACAUUCGUAGCUUUUGAGAGGUUCCCCUUUUCUGAUUGAUUUGCCGUGACCAAUAGCUAGGAGUUUAACAGCCAAGAAGCGCGCCUUGCCGAUGGAUGAUCGACUCGAGACGAGCACUCGGUAGAGCUAGCCUACUUAACGAUCAAAGCACUCAUCGUAAUCGCCAAAAGCACGAGCAGCUACAAGAACAGCGUAACAAUAUCGGGAAAAUUCGACGGCCUAUUCAAGCUUCAAGAGACUUUCUCAUCAAGAAUCUAAAUAUUAAAAUCUUAGAAUUCUCCAAGCAAACUUUUUACUCUAUUUAUCAGUCUUACUCCAUUUAAAUUUAUCAAAUCGACUCUUGAUUCUGAAUAAUCUUUGUUGUUCAUUCUAUUUGAUCGGAUCACAUCUUGUCCUCCACUUCGAGGACUCUUAGAUUAAUUCUUAAAUAGCUCGAGUGUUUUCUUCAAGAUCUCGUGUAUUGCAUACCAAUUCGCGUUUUAUAGUAAAAACAAUUAUUUCCGCUUUCGCUGCAGUCACCGGACGAAAGAGAGGGUCGCGGUGUGAAUCACGGUGUCACAAGCGGGUCAUAAGCGCAUCGCCAGGCGAGUCAGCCACGUGAAUCGUGGCUGUUUCGGCAAUCCUUCGGGAAGACUUUCAAGUGUGACUAGUAGGGCCCACGUGGCCCACAAAAGCCGCAACCAUUGAUUCCGACGAGUCGACGGUGAUAAUGGGCGUCCAGGUGGAGGAGUCCAAGAUCGGUGUGAUGUUAGAAAAGGCCAAGUUCUACACCUCCCUCUGCAUGGGCACUACGGCGAUCCUCGCGGUCUUCGCCUUUCUGUUUCUGAUUCCGUUCGUUGUGGAGCCGGCGAUAUCCACCAUCCUGGCGGAUUUCUCGCCGCAUCCGGUCGCCUGCGUCACAACGGAUCACGUUUACACGGAAGGCUUGAAGAACUGCUCGUGGGCGAGCUGCAGAGAAGGUUGUACUAGUGCUGCGCUUCGUUGUCAUCAGAUCAGAGUCAACUACACGAAGCUUCCGUUCGAGGAGUUCAUGGCAAAACAAUCGGGUUCGAUAUCAUGGGAUGUAACGGACACCAAGUUCUUCGUGAACACGGAGGGAUGCGGCUACCCGCCCACGGUCAAUUGUUCCGCCUUCGCGAAGAAAUACGCCUACGAAAACAUGGGAAAGGUAUUUCCCUGUUACUACAGUAGGACAUAUCCAGAAACAGUUGUCGCAAGGUACUCGUGGGAUGAAAAUUUGAGGCAUUUGGUGUUGGCCUUGAUUGUACCGAUAGCACUGUUCGCUGCGACGCUCGGCGUGCUGUGCUACUGGUAUUGUCCGCCGAUGGGCAAGACCUGCGGUCCGGGUCACAAUCUCAUCGACAAGUACGCUAGAAAGGAAGAGUAAGUCAUCUUGGCGGAGGACGAGUUCGAGGAAGACGAGGAGGAAUACUGACUGCUACCAAGGGCUCACCCCCCGGCGCGGGAGUGAUGCCAGCGAAACAAUGGCUCCGAAUGGCUCCAGUUUUACCUUAUAAAUUUAAGCGAUCGACUAUAGUAAUGCCUUAGAAAAUAUUCGCGAACAGCGAAGAAACGAGUCUCGUUAUCACCGCUUCUUACGGGCUCACUUGUUAAAAUUAAUGCUUGACGCAAUGUCCGACUUCUUUUGUCCUCUAAAUCCGCUCUGGAUCGUGCUUUUAAUAAAUGAUACGUGUCCAGGUUCAUUCAUGACAUGACAUCACGAUAUUUCUCUCUUUCUCUUUCAAUCUUUCUCUUUUUCUUAAUAUUCCAAUGCACCGAGAUUAGCUACUUACACGCACUUACUCGAAAUAAAAAUAAUGUCGGAUGUAUCGUGAUAAAAUGGCGAAUCCAGUGGCGAUCGGAAGAAUCUCUUGUGCGAGACUACAAUGAGGAGAACGAAUCUUAAAUUUACGAUGUAAAGUGGGCCGUGUGAAUCUGAGAGUUCGAAUGUUUCAAUUAUCUAUCAGUAUUCCAUAGGAGUUACGAGCAGGUUGGCUCGAAACACGCGGCAUUGCCAGACAAAAGUAUAAUGCAUUAACGAAAUAAAACAUGAUAUUAAUAAUGAGAAUUAAUUCAAUUAACGAUAUAUACCAAUAUUAAAAUAUUAAUCUAUUAUGCAGAUACAAGACUCUAAUGCCUAUUAAAUCAUUUAGCAGCGUAAUUGUAAUUCUAAAAGUCCGUAGAAAUCGAGGAAAUGAAACUUUAAUCGAAGUAGUUGCAAAAUGCGAUGAGAGACGAUGGACUUCCACGUGUUUCGAGUUUAACCGUGAUAAAGGCGCGCCUUCCUACUUGUACGAUAAUUUAAGCAGAACGAUAGUUUUUAGACAGCACAGACUAGGUUUUACAGCAGCAUCGGGUUUAGACUAAGUUAAAAUUGUCGCGAAUUUACGACUGAAGUCACGUAAGCUGCCCUUUCGAUGAUGAGUCGAUCGUAAAGUAUCGAUGGAAGCAGUGCGAGCUUGCGGCUCGACGCUCGGCGUAAUUAGCUUACCCGGGCUCUACACGAAGAAACGAAUUCCAAUGCGGACUCCUAUCGGGCCAAUCGCAUCACUCGCUACACUGGACAUUAUGCUUCUCAAGAUUAUUCAUUCUUUUGAAUUCUCUUUUAAAGUAGCUGAGAUGAUCAUUCUUCUAAUUCUGCGAAGCAGGCAUGUUUCAAUUAGAUAUAUUCUAAAGAUUUAAUAUUUAUUCUUUCUCUAAUUAUUCUAUUAAAAUAGAAGAUGUAAAAUAUUAUUAUAAUGUAUAUUUCGUAGAAAUUUGAUCGAAUAAAAGCAGUUUAUAUUACUGUAUUACUACUUGAUAGCAGAACGCGACGUGUUAAAUGGAAAUUGUGAAAGCGUUCUAUGAGCAAGUAAAGCAAGUGACCCGAUUUGCCUUGAAAAUCCGCUUCCGCACCAAGGAACAUAGAUUAAGGCUAGGCUAUAAGUUAAGCCUGUGAAUAUUAGCGAUUAUAAUUCUAUCGAAAUCGAUAUAAGAGUUGUUACGAAUUUUGUACGCGGACGCAAGUCACGUCGUGGAUUCUAGCUUUAGGGAGAAGAUAUAUAUAUAUAUAUAUAUAACUACGUAUAUAUUAAUGCAUAAAACGCACGGGACGCUGGCACGCAUUGUGCGCAUAGUUUUAGUCAUAGACGUAAUGAUAUCUUUAAGUUUAUUUUUUGCAGGGACACGCGAACUAUGUUCCAUAAGCUACGAAACGACGUCGUUUAAUGCUCGCAAACUGCUUAGUAAUAAUAUCUAUUUCGUCAGACAUAAUUGCCAAAAAUUGCAAAUAAAUUAACGCAAAUAAUAGCUUAUUAAUUAACGACGCAAUUGAAGCGCAAUUAGAUUCAGAAGACAUAUAUGAAAUAAUCUCCAAGAAUUACAUGAAGAAUUUCAAGAAAUCAUUAUAACUGCAAUAUAAAUUUGUAUUUUUUGAAAUUCUUUUCGUCAAUUGAUAAAUGAGUUUUGCAUUCUCGAAUCAUUAACAAUACGAUUGUCAAAAUUGAUUUUAAGAAUGUUUGUCUCGAAGCAUAUGGAAACCACGUCGUAACCCUCAACAUCUAGUAUGGUUGUGAAUCCUUACUCGGCCUUGCUGUAGGUGUCCGUAAAAUUGGAAGAGCUCCCAUGAGCAGCUACCAACGGAUCCUACGUUUUGGCACUCAUUCCCCACUUGAAGCUUGCUAGUGUAAUUUUCGUUGCGAUCGAUCGCGUGAUCGUCUACGAAUGUCCAUCAACCUCACCUCGUGUAAAUUAUAUAAUUAAUAAUCAAUUUAAUUCUCUCUUAUUGCUAAUCUUGUCUCCGAUAUGAUUGAGCAUUUUAAAUGAAAGUUAAAGAUUUGAUGAUAUGAUAUUUAUCAAACAACUCAAGAUUGGAGAUUAGAUGAUUUUAGAUGUAAAUAUUAAUUUGAAAUUUUCAUACGCCGCUGGAGCAUUUUAAUAGAGAACUCCUGUAUCUUUUCUCAUGCAUUAUUUUUCGCGAGAAUUUUUGCUCAAGACGCUUACAAUCGACGAAACGACGGCGAAGCGAGUCACAAGUUCCCUUAUUGCGCUUUCCGGGACGCAGAAAUUGUUGCUAGUUUGUCGUUAGGCUGUCGGAGAAUUUGUUUAUCGGCUAGAAUUAGGUCUCUUGUAUGAUAUUAAAAUUCAUGCUUUUAAGCGAAACACCAAGAGAGUUUACGCGGACAAUCCAAGAACAACUCGUGUGUAGGCACAAUGUAUUUUAUAUUGUUUGUGCCAAUCAAAAAUUUGCUAGUCCGACUAGCCGGUCGCAAUUGUCGUAGACAGCAUUCUUAGAGCAGAGCGGUCGCGAGGGAAGAUAUUAAUAUAAUAUAGAUUAGGGAUCUCAAGCGGAUUAUACUCUUUUCAUUAAAGCAUAGAACACGAUUUUCCUUAGUACACGGAUGAAUUUCUAUUAGAAAGAUUAUUGAUUGCAAAUUUGACAUGCUAAGAUUCGUUUGAGAUCUCUUCUUAGAUAGGAGAACAAAUUCUAGAGUAAAUCGAGAUAAUUUAUAUGCAAGGGUGAUACAUGUAGGAUAUGUAAUUCAAGCGGUUUUAACUGAGUGGUUUGAUCGAGCACGAAUUGAUGAUAAGAUGAGGUAUUGUAAAUUCUAUUUCCACACAAGAUAUAGAGAUGUCCUUAUAUUCGAUCUAGAAAGCAAUGACCGAACCAAUCGAGUGCAGAUACUGUUUGUCUUCGAUCGAUUCGACAAACAAACACUAUGCGAUAAUUACCUUUACAUAACAUAUGCUCUCCUACAAUAUUAUUUGGCUACUCUAAUGAUACUCGUAUUUACCAUUAGCCAGACAUUUAUCGUACCUACACAAUUUCCAUCUCUUUUCCUCGUCUCUCUUUCUUUAUAUAUGUAAAGUCUACUGAUAUAAAUGAAAAAAUACUCUUCAAGACGCUUCCUUUCUCUUUACUCGAACGUUUUCAACUCGUCCAUCGCUUCAUACGUUCGUACUGAAUCAUAAUUAUUGUACAUAAUAUAUAUACGAUAUAUAAAUCAUGCGCUUUGCGAUACAAGCGGACAAUUGUAAAUAAGAGAUUGUACGGUUUCUCGUUUGAAAUAUAUAAAAAUACGUUUUCUGU